AUGCUUCUGUUAAAACGAAGUUGUGCAACUAUCUUAAGGAAUAAAUCAACGCCCAUCAGGUCAGCAAGAUUCGCUUGGAAUAUCACUACUCCCCAGCAAAUCCCUAGACCUUACGCUGCUAUCAGAAACAUGUCUUGGACAGAUUCUUCAGGUGCUACCAAGACAGUAUGGUUGGAAAGGGAUGAUCUCUUGUCCAAACCACCCUCAUACCCUCAACUCACUCAAGAUACCAAGACAGAUGUGGUGGUCAUCGGAGGCGAAGGUGGUUUACUGGAGGAUGGAAAAAUCGGAUCUGGAGAAACUGGUAGAACUACGGGCCACUUAUCGGCGGAUAACGAAUACAACGACUUCUUGAACCUGCAUGGCGCAGAAGGUACAGCCCGAAUCGCUGCUGCACAAAAAGGAGCGAUUGAUCGAAUUGCUACCAUCGUCGAUAAGCACAAGAUAGACUGUGCCUUCGUUCGCCUUCCGGGAUACAUGUUCCACCGGCUACCCACAAGUUCAAGGGAGUUCCGACUUGAUACUCUUGAAGAAUUAUACGACGCUGCUGAGAAGACUGGUAAACUGGACGUCUCGAUCGUCAAUGACACUUGUAUCAAAGGGUUCAAGAGUGGACCAGCUGUACGAUUUGGCAAUCAAGCGACGUUCCAUCCUACCAAGUACCUCUAA
Kwoniella mangroviensis CBS 8507 is the source of this 669-nucleotide messenger RNA. RefSeq lists its product as uncharacterized. Bases 1 to 669 code for a protein of 222 amino acids. Lineage: Eukaryota; Fungi; Basidiomycota; Tremellomycetes; Tremellales; Cryptococcaceae. The transcript is spliced from 5 exons. The record is from RefSeq and is a predicted model, not a curated record.